AUGCCUCUCCUCGUCGGCCUCCUUCGCUUCGCCGCCCUCACUCUCCCUCCGCCCACUCUCACUGCACGCCGCUGCUCUCCUCCGCGCCGCUGCUCGCCACCAUCGAUGGCCGACGCGGAGGCGGCUAGGGCGGAGCGUCUCCGCGCGCUCGGCUUCGACUACCAAUCGGAGCUCUCGCGCGUCACGAGCGUGAAGCAGCCCGUCAAGCAGCCCCCGCCUCCAGAGUGGCUCGCCGAGGCCGACGCCGCCCGCCGGUACGAGCUCUGGCUCGAGGAGGGAGGCGCUCGCUGCGACGCGGUCAACGUGGUUCCCGCCGGCGACGCGGAACGCUUCGCGCUCGUCACUUCCCGCGCCGUCGCGGAGGGGAGCACGUUAUUCGAGGUGCCGGCGAGCAUGCUUCUCACUGCGGACGUGGCACUUCGCGACAGGACCCGUCGGCCGACGAUCGGCCGGGACCUGUCUCGCAUCGAGCAGCAGCAGCGGCAGCGGGGUGGCGCGUCGGCGGCGGACCGGACGGGCUUCGAGACGUUCGCUCUCGCCGCAGUGCUCGCGGCGGAGCGCGUGCAGCGCGGCGCCGCGUGCGGCGCCGCACUCAUCGCGCAGCUGGUAGAGCCGGUGGCGCGCAGCGCGUGGAUGCGGACCACGCAGCGCAGCGGCGUGGCGCAGGCGAGGAGGAGGAGAGGCGAGGCCCGUGCCGGCGACGCUCUGCUGCUGGCGAUGGAGGCGCAGUUCGGCCCUCCCCCCUCUCUCGACAGCGCGUCGGGGGAGCGGCGGUGCGUCGCGACUCGCGAUUUGCCAGCCGGCGCCCUCGUGAUCGCUGCCGACUACCGGGAGGAGGAGCGGCCUCCCGCGGCAGGCGACCGGGUGACGGUCGUGUCUGGCGCGCUGAGCGGGCGGGCGGGCGUGGUGGCGCGGGUGCGGGAGGAGGACGCUGCGGCGGUGGUUCGCUUCGACGGGUCGGACAAGCUCGUGGUUCUGGCGCCGAGCAAGCUCCGCGUGCAGGGCGCGAGGCCGCGCCGCAGCCAGCUGAUGUAG
Messenger RNA from Emiliania huxleyi CCMP1516, 1035 nucleotides. RefSeq lists its product as hypothetical. NCBI's taxonomy places the organism in Eukaryota, Haptophyta, Isochrysidales, Noelaerhabdaceae. The transcript is spliced from 8 exons. Bases 1 to 1035 code for a protein of 344 amino acids. The record is from RefSeq and is a predicted model, not a curated record.